Messenger RNA from Daktulosphaira vitifoliae (grape phylloxera), 1688 nucleotides. It is a transcript of the gene Pus1, whose product is annotated as pseudouridylate synthase 1 homolog. The coding region runs from base 125 to 1441 and encodes 438 amino acids. The transcript has 7 exons. Lineage: Eukaryota; Metazoa; Arthropoda; Insecta; Hemiptera; Phylloxeridae. The record is from RefSeq and is a predicted model, not a curated record. Gene Ontology annotation, cellular component: nucleus. Gene Ontology annotation, molecular function: RNA binding; pseudouridine synthase activity. Gene Ontology annotation, biological process: tRNA pseudouridine synthesis; mRNA pseudouridine synthesis.
UUUUAAACAUUUUUUUUUUUAAUAACCUUGAAAUUUCUGAGAUUUGGAAAUAUAGAAAACUAGUUUUUAAACCCUACAGUUUAACGUUACCAUUUUUGUUGAUUGUAGUAAAAAUUAACAAUCAAUGGUGUUAUUUGUUAACAUUUUUACAAGGAAAUAUUUAUCCAUAAAUUCAAUUAAUAAGAAAUCAUUGAUUUAUCCUGUAAUCUUCAUUCGUAAAAUGGUGUCUGAUCCAAUUAUUGCUCAAAAACAUUCAUUGUCUGAUGAUGAAAGUUCAACUAAAAAAAAACAGUGUAUUGAACCUCGAGUAAAAAGGAAAAAGUGUGCAAUACUUUUAGCCUACUCGGGACAAGGUUAUUUAGGUUUACAAAGAAAUAAAGGUACAAGGACAGUAGAAGAAGAAUUAUUACAAGCUCUUAAAAUAAACAACUACAUUACUGAAGAAGGAUUUGAUCAAAUGCAAACAAUGCAAUUUCAACGAGCAGCAAGAACUGAUAAAGGAGUAUCUGCACUGCGUCAAAUAAUUUCACUUUUAUUACCUGAAGAUGUAAAAAAAGAAACUAUUAACUUGUCUUUACCUGAACAAAUUAGAGUACUUGACAUUAGAAGAGUUACUAAAGGUUUUAAUAGUAAAAACUCAUGUGAUGGACGGACAUAUUCUUACACUUGUCCAACAUUUGCAUUUGCACCACCAGAAGCCUCUUUAGACUUCAACUAUCGUAUUGAUUCUAUUGUUAUAGAUAGAAUAAAUGAAGUCUUACUGAAGUUUCUUGGAUGUCAUAACUAUCAUAAUUACACAUCAAAAAAAAAAGCGAAUGACCCAAGUGCUCAAAGAUACAUGGUAAAGUUUUAUUGUGAUAAACCUUUUGAAAAAGACGGAGUUGAAUUAAUAUCACUUUUUGUUAGAGGUCAAAGUUUCAUGCUUCAUCAAAUUCGAAAAAUGGUUGGUGUAAUUAUUGCAGUAUGUCGUGGCAUAGCAAAGCCUGAUGUAAUAGAACGCUCAUGGCAACAUGAUCGUUUAGAUUUACCUAUUGCUCCUGGUUUAGGGUUAGUUUUGGAAGAAGUUCAUUAUGAUAAAUACAAUGAAAAGUUUGGUAGUGAUGGUUUACAUGAUCGUUUAGAUUUCAUUGAACUUAUAGACGAAGUUCAAGAAUUUAGAACUAAACACAUCUUACCAACUAUUGUCAAAAUAGAAAAAGAAGAAAGUUCAAUGAUUUUAUGGCUUGAACAGCUACCACUCCACACAUUUGAUUUACGCAGUGAACAUCGUCAUAUGAAGUUAGAUUCUAAUGAAACAAAUAGUCCUGGCCUUGCAACUUUACAAGCCGCUGCUGAAUUAAUAGAAAAAAAAGAACAAGACUCUUAUAGUACUAAUGUAAACUCCCCUCCUGAUAAUCUAUCUACAUUAGCUGAUGCUGCUCAAGCUAUGAGUUCUAAGUAAAUAAAAAGUAAAUUAUAAUUUUUUAUUAAUUUAAAAUAUUUGAUAUUUUAUUAUAUGAAAAAUUAAUUUACAAAUGCCAGUGAGUUUUGUUUGUAUAAAUCUUUUUUUAAUCCAUAAUUCAGUUAUAAGUAUAAUUCAGUGUUAAAAAUACUGAAGAUAAUUUUUAAAUUUUGAGUUAAAUUCCAAACUGUACACAUUAUAUCAUUGAAAAAAUUGGAAAUAUACAAUUAAAAUUAUUAUUACUUAA